UGCACCGAGGGACCUGACGACACCCUUUUUCUACACUACUACAGCGAAAGAGCUGGGCUCUAUCCAAUCGUGAAAGGUCUAGUGCGCAUGAUCGCUAAGGAGUUCUUCCACGUCAGCGUCGCCUGUGACGUCGUUUCCGAGGAGCGCGAGCUGACGUCACGCCAGGGGCAGGUCGUGACGUUUUCCAUACGUCAUCUCAGCUGCGACGGUGGGCAUCCUGGGGACGAGAAGCGGCUGAGUAGUGGGACGAUCUGUCCCACCACCAGCAGUGACCCUCACGAUCUUCCUCUCAGCGUGGACACCCUCAGUGAUAUCUUUCCCUUUCACGUCAUGCUGGACAGGAAUCUUAAAGUCGUACAGAUGGGACGGAGCCUUCGGAGGUUGUUAAGGGGCAACGUUACGUCGACAGAGCUGAAAUUUCAGGACAUCUUUGAAAUCAUCCGUCCGAAGGUAGACUCUCUCUUCAGCGCUAUCGUGCGGCAUCUGAACACCAUCUAUGUCGUGAGAACGGCACAAGGAAUCAUCAGCAAGGAGAAGAAUUGUGCAAUUCAAGUUAUUGAAGGAGCUAGCAGUUCUGGUGACGUAGACCUAGAGGAAUCGACUCUGAAGCUGAAGGGAGAGAUGGUGUUCGUUCCGGAAUCGGACAUGCUCCUGUUUCUGUGCUCUCCUCGAGUGAAAGACCUGUCAGAGUUUUUGAGGAAGGGUCUGUACUUCAGCGACACGCCGCUGCACGACUCAAGCAGGGACGUACUCAUGGUUAACUAUCUGCGUAGGCGCGAGAGGGACCUGCUGGAUAAGAUUGAGGACGUCGGGAACCAACUGCGCAAGCUCCAGGGCAGCCUGAGCGAGGACAAGCGUCGCACGGAAGAACUGCUACACUCAAUACUACCUUCAAAUGUGGUACAGAGCCUAGUGUCGAGAAGUCCGGUGGAGGCCGAAGCCCACCCUGUCGUGUCCAUCCUCUUUUCGGACAUCGUAAUCGUGCAGAACCUAGUGUCCAGAAGUCCAGUGGAGGCCGAAGCGCAUCCGGUCGUGUCCAUCCUGUUCUCGGACAUCGUAAACUUCACCGGGAUCUGCGAGAGGGUGGAGCCCAUGGACAUCGUGCGCAUGCUCAACAAGCUGUACACCAGCUUCGACGUGCUCAGCAAGCUGAACGAGCUCUACAAGGUUGAAACUAUCGGUGAUGCGUACAUGGUGGCUGGAGGGAUCCCGGUGCAGGUAGACGAUCACGCCGACAGAGUUCUCGCCAUGGCCAUGGGGAUGAUGGACGUCUCUAAAACAUUCAGGACACCGGACGGGGACGAGCCUAUAUACAUCCGAGUCGGUAUCCACUCUGGACCGUGCAUGGCCGGCGUGGUUGGCACGUCCAUGCCCCGGUACUGUCUGUUCGGGAACACCGUCAGUCUGGCCAGCAAGAUGGAGAGCUGUAGUCAACCCGGCAGGACCAACAUCAGCGAUGCAACCAAAAUGUAG
Messenger RNA from Branchiostoma belcheri (Belcher's lancelet), 1473 nucleotides. Its product is annotated as guanylate cyclase soluble subunit alpha-2-like. The transcript is spliced from 7 exons. Gene Ontology annotation, molecular function: heme binding; guanylate cyclase activity. Gene Ontology annotation, cellular component: guanylate cyclase complex, soluble. Gene Ontology annotation, biological process: cGMP biosynthetic process; response to oxygen levels. NCBI's taxonomy places the organism in Eukaryota, Metazoa, Chordata, Leptocardii, Amphioxiformes, Branchiostomatidae. The record is from RefSeq and is a predicted model, not a curated record. The annotation marks the transcript as partial.